CGGAUCUGCCUGUAGCAUAAGAGGACAAAUUUUAAAUAUCUGUGAGGAACCAGUGCAGUUUAUGAUUGUUGCUCUGCGGGACUUGCGUUUGUAAACUCUGUCCGUACACGCUGAGCCACCUGCAAAUGCACCUUAAGCCCUUUCUCUGUCGGAAGGCGGUGAUUUAGGCUCGUAAAUGUCCGCAAGAACAGGACAGCGAGCACUUGAUUUCAUAUUGCUGCAGUAGCUCACUUUUACAUCCGAAGUAGCACUGGUUGCCGAGCGGUACGUGCAGCCCGUGUCCGUGGUCUCGGCGAAACGCGGCGUUUUCACUCGGGGAGCACCUCCCGCACGGAGGGUUUAACCCGACCUAUCCGCGGUACUUCCCGCUGGGAAAUGCGGGCUCCUGGCUUUCGCCGGCCAUGGGUGGGACCGACCUGCCUGCCCCAUCCCUGCCGGGAGCGCCCUACCUGCGGCGGGCGGCGCAGGAAGGGGGCGGCGCGGCGGGGCGGCGGUUCCGGGCACGUCGCGUUCCUCGCCCCGGCACCCGCCGCGCCCAUGGCCGCUCCGCAGGAGCCGCUGCUGCCCCCAGCAGAUCAUGCAGCAAAAGAGCCAGUGGAGGAUACGGAUCCAAGCACUCUUUCCUUAACAAUGACAGAAAAAUAUCCUGUCCAAGACACAGGAGUACCUAAAGAUGAGGAAUACCUAACAGAUCAAGUUACUUUGGAAAUUGCAUCUGUGAACAUCAAGACCCUCACAUCAGAUUCUGGCCUAAUACAACAGCCAGAAGACAAAGACACACAAAACCAUACUGACAAAUCACUUUCAGAUCUCAAGAAAACCUGCAAGGAAAAUGUCACCUGCUCCUUGUGCUUAUUCCGUGCACCAACCAUCAGUGACAUGCUCAAUGAUGAAGACUUGUUGUACACAGUGAGGCUAAAGCUGGAUCCCUGCCAUCCAACAGUGAAAAACUGGAGAAAUUUAGCAAGCAAGUGGGGGAUGACUUAUGAUGAAUUGUGUUUCCUUGAACAAAAGCCCCAAAGUCCCACCUUGGAAUUCUUGCUACGGAAUAGUGACCGGACUGUGGAGCAGCUGAUUGAUCUCUGUAAAUUUUAUAAGAGAAUUGAUGUUGUAAAAGUGCUGCUGAAAUGGGUGGAGGAGGAAUGGCCCAAGAGAGGGAACAGAACUUACCAGAAUGACUUCUAGGUCAAAGAAAGUCGUUAGUCUGUAUGUGUUAAAUGCUGGCUACCACUCAUACACUGGAAGUUUCCCUUGCAAGAGAGAGAAAGCCUGUACUGAGGGUUUGUAUACUGUGUAAGCUUUACCUACUGUAUACACAAUGUAAGCUUUAUGCCCGCAGGGUUGCAAAGAUAACCUUCCAAAAGUGGAUGGAAUCAUCCAGGUUGUGUUCUUGAGUCUGCAAAUACCUUCAGUUUCUUUGCUGCUGUUCGCAGCCUUCCUAAAUAGAAAAGGACUGAAAAGGCCAGACUGCUUGUUUUACUGCAACAGUUGUGAACCAUAUCAGUUGUGUGCUGUUGUUACUGGGAAAGCCACAGUUAGAAGGCAAGUCUCUUGGCCUUACUGGCAGCCCUUCCACAGUUUUGUAUGUUCUACCUAGUAGAAGAUGAGGUGGAAUCUUUUUCUUCCUUUUUAGUUGUUUUUUAAGCUUUGUGGCACUGUUUUUGGCACAGGAACACCUCAGUGUUCCAGGCAGCAGUUUGGGUCUGAAUGUUACAAUUAACUGACGAUUCAACAUCAGAUUUGAGCAAAUUAAGUCUCUUCUAUGAACAAGAGUAGACAUUAAACAAUAACAGAUGUUAAAAUAAUUACUCACAUGCUACUACAUCAUAGGCUAUAUAUUUACUCUUAAGAGAAAUCAUGCAAUUCAGAGAGACUUUUCAACCCAUAACCUUUAGGGGCCAAAAAAACCAAUUAAAAGGUUCUAUGCUUAAAAUUGCUUUCCAAAGGUUUAAAGACAGUGUACACUCUGAGUGCAGAUAUCAAAUCCCUCUCACUUUGCAGUGUGAGAUGAUGGCACCACAGGGUAUUGUUAGUAUUGACUGUAACUUCUUUUUCCACAGGCUGUGGUUUUCUUUACAGUUCUGUGUGUUGGCCUACUUUCUGUCCUUCCCCAAGACAGUUGUAGUCUUGUGUGAAACUAGCACUAUAUAUUGAUUAAAGCCACUCUAAUAGAAAAUGAACAGCUGAAUUCACCUACAGCCCAGGUGGAUGGUUAUUAAAGCACUUACAGUGGUUUAGAUUGAUUUUUUUAAAGGAUUUUGAUUGUCUGAAUUAUACUGUUUACAUUUAAAAUGUUUCAGAAUUGGCCUUUUUUCCACCAUUCUUCUGACAUCUCAGACAAUGUAGUAUGUACAUAGGUGUAUAUACCCAAGCACUGGUCAAGAUGUGGGGCAAAACUAGAACGGGGUGCAGGUUGAUACUGAUUACUUUUCUUGAGUAGAAAUAAUAAGAAUUAGUAGCAAAGCUGAGGGAAGUCUAAUGCUGUAGGCUGAGUUUCUUACUGUAAGAGUUUGAAAAGUGACCUCUAGUAAUACCUUACUAUAGAUAUUGAGUGAUAUGGUUAGAGAGGAGCUAGAAGUAAAGACUAACAUUUUCAUGUCAGACACUUGUUCUGGACUGACAUAAAAUUAGCUUUAUUUUAGUGACUUCAAGAAGCUGAAAGUCUUGUUUCGGGAUAAAGAAAUUGACCUAAAUUUGAGGUUUGAAUUUUUAAUUUUUUUAGAAAACACUGGAAUUUGUAAUGAAUUUUUUGAACCAGUCCUCAAAAAAAGCUGCUACUCUUUAGAACUCUAGUUUUCUAGCUGUAUUUUAAGGAGAAAUUUUACUGCUCUGUCUUGUUGGGGCUGGAGUUCAAGCAUUUAAUGGUUCUCUUCUAAGAGUCAUCUGUUUCCCAACAGAUGUCUGUCAGCUCAUAACUUUUGCAAAUAAUCUUCUUUCUUGAGUUACAUGCUCUAGAUUCAGCUUUGGGGACUAUUGCUGUGGCUGGGCUGCCUGCUGCUUUCAAGUCCUGCAGGGGCAUCCAGUGCCAAUGUGCAAAUAGCUCAUAAUGCAGCUUGUCCAACAUAAUUCCCAUACCUUGGGCUAACUGCAUGCAGGAUUUAGCAUCAUAUGUCCGUGUGUUAAGUUGUUCUGAGUGAUGAGUGCUGGCAUGUAUGCACACAGCUUUUCCCUCCCAUAACAUACCACAGGUAUAUCUGUGUGGUAUUUAUGCUGUGCUUUGGUAGAUCCAGACCAGCUAGGAGCUGGAAUCCUCACCUAAGAAUCAGAAUGGGAAUAUGAAAUGGUGCAGUAGCAUUCCUGAAUCAAUGUUUUCAACUGAAAUCUACCCCUUUUCCUGAUUUCUGGGUAAAACCUGUAAAAUUCUGAGGAAACUCUGAUGUCUUGUGAAGAUGAGUUUGGUCCCUUGAAGCUCUUCAAGAGUCAAUGUCAGAUGCAAGAGUUCAUGUUGGAUGGAAAUAAAGCUGCUUCUGAGAGUUCAUAGGUAGAUUCUGUAUAAAUUCAGCUCUGAUGGUUGAAAAUGUUAGCCUUAAACUUCACCACACACUGGAUUACUCAUUACUAUACUUGAAAUACCUUUUUUCUUCCUUGUAUGGCAUAAAUGGAGAUGUACACACUCUUUGUUUAGUUUUAUAUCUGUUUACAAGAUAUUGGUUCUGAGUGUUCAAUUUAUUAUGUCUUCUGUUUUAAUGUGUACUAUUUUUAGAAGAAAUAUAGUUGUCAAUGUUUGA
Molecule: messenger RNA, 3728 nt
Organism: Passer montanus (Eurasian tree sparrow)
Lineage: Eukaryota; Metazoa; Chordata; Aves; Passeriformes; Passeridae
Gene: EDARADD
Product: EDAR associated death domain
Exons: 6
Coding region: 376-1185 (269 amino acids)
Biological process (GO): signal transduction
Molecular function (GO): protein binding
Source: RefSeq, a predicted model, not a curated record